UAGUUAUAUUAAUUACUGACUUUUAAGCUAGAUCAUCUAAAGCUCGCUGAUUUCUGAACCAGUGGCUUUGAAUUUGUAGAUGUCUUGAAGCUUUCUGUGUUCCUCAAACCACGCCCUCCUCCGCAUUUGACCAUUCAGGCAUUUGCAGGUAAGAAGCUUUGGAGGUUUUGAAUAAUAUUGUUGGUUGGGUUGUGAAUAGGGGAUGGUGUUGAUGAAACAUGUGAUGAGUUCCCAACAGUUAUCCUUGUUGAGCUAUGCAAACACUUGCAUGCUUAUGGCUUCUUCAUCUGUUUACAGAAGGCAACAGUUCUUGAUAAGGUCUCUGGGAGGUGGCAUUGACCAUUCUAGAAAUAUGCAGCAAGACUUAAGAUCUGUUGAGGUUGAUGCUGAGAGUGUUAUUAGAUCAAUUACUCCUGCCCUUGAUCCUACUAGACAUAAAGGCCAGGCAGGAAAAAUAGCUGUUAUUGGAGGGUGCCGUGAAUACACAGGUGCUCCAUAUUUUGCUGCUAUUUCGGCUUUAAAAAUUGGUGCGGAUCUGUCCCAUGUUUUUUGUACAAAAGAUGCUGCUCCUGUCAUCAAAAGCUACAGUCCAGAGUUGAUUGUGCACCCUGUAUUGGAAGAAUCAUACAGUGUCAGGGAGGAGGACAAGAAAACCAUAUCUCGCAAGGUUCUUGCCGAAGUUGACAAAUGGAUGGAAAGAUUUGAUUGUCUUGUCAUUGGUCCAGGCCUGGGAAGAGAUCCAUUCCUUCUAGAUUGUGUGAGUGAAAUAAUGAGACAUGCAAGACAGACAAAUGUCCCAAUUGUGAUUGAUGGGGAUGGACUUUUCCUUGUGACAAAUAAUAUUGACCUUGUUAGCGGUUAUGGCUUAGCUGUUCUAACCCCAAAUGUCAAUGAAUACAAGCGUCUUGUGGAGAAAGUAUUGAGUUCAGAAGUGAAUGAUGUAGAUGCUACUCAGCAAGUGCUCUCUCUUGCCAAAAAGAUUGGUGGCGUUACUAUUUUAAAGAAAGAAAAAUCUGAUCUGAUAAGUGAUGGUGAUACAGUCAAAUCGGUGAGCAUAUAUGGUUCUCCUAGACGAUGCGGCGGCCAAGGUGAUAUCCUUUCUGGAAGUGUCGCUGUCUUUUUGUCGUGGGCACGCCAACAUAUCAUAGCUGCUGAUCCAAAUUCAAAUCUCAGUUGUAAAAAUCCAGCUGUUCUGGGAUGCGUUGCUGGGUCUGCAAUGAUGAGGAAGGCUGCUUCACUUGCAUUCUGCCAUAAGAAAAGAUCAACAGUCACUGGUGACAUUAUUGAGUGCCUUGGGGAAAGUUUGGAAGAUAUUUGCCCUGCCACUUAAUGCUGUUUUGUGAAGACAUGUGAAAUUACUGUUAGCCUUGCCCAAAAAGUAAGGCCUUGUUUGAACUAGCCAUGAAAAGAUAUUACUCUUUCUCUUUGUUACUGUUUUUUUUUUUUUGUGUUUCCUUACAUUAAUGUAUCUAGAUAUGAAUUACCCGAUCAAUUAUGAUAUAGUUUGGCACAUAUUCAUACAAGGAUCCAUAGAAAAUGAUUUGAUCAGAGUAGAGGAAAUUUAGGUAUAUCUACCGGUGUCUAUCGCAGAAGUUGAUUGCUAAUGAAACUCCUCUACUUAUUUAUA
This is a messenger RNA of Arachis duranensis, 1627 nucleotides long. RefSeq names its product ATP-dependent (S)-NAD(P)H-hydrate dehydratase. Gene Ontology annotation, biological process: metabolite repair. The record is from RefSeq and is a predicted model, not a curated record. The transcript is spliced from 12 exons. NCBI's taxonomy places the organism in Eukaryota, Viridiplantae, Streptophyta, Magnoliopsida, Fabales, Fabaceae. Gene Ontology annotation, molecular function: ATP-dependent NAD(P)H-hydrate dehydratase activity. Bases 203 to 1330 code for a protein of 375 amino acids.